This is a messenger RNA of Tripterygium wilfordii, 736 nucleotides long. RefSeq lists its product as uncharacterized. The record is from RefSeq and is a predicted model, not a curated record. NCBI's taxonomy places the organism in Eukaryota, Viridiplantae, Streptophyta, Magnoliopsida, Celastrales, Celastraceae. Bases 114 to 536 code for a protein of 140 amino acids. The transcript is spliced from 2 exons.
UUCGUGUUUUUUUUUUAAAAAAAAAUUAAUAAAGACUACUUCACUAUGUAUAUAUAGGGGAGGGCUCGUUUCUAAAAGCAACUAUAAAGCUGUAUUAUUUCUGGUUAGCUCAGAUGGCAGAUUUGUCUUGCAAAACAUUAGCAAAGCAGAGGACUCCGCUGGUUCAAUGCAAGAGACAUUGUGGAGUAAGAAAGCCUAGGAGACUCCCGAAUAGGAAAUUGAAGAGGAGAAUAAAGGCUACGAUUGAGCAACUAAGAGCGGAGAUGGUGGAGAUUGGGGAGGAACAACAAUGCAUAAAAGAAGGGCAUAGUCAAGUGAGGAAGAAGUAUGAGGAGAUUGAGGCAAAGCGAGAGCAACUCAAGAGGGAAACAGAGGUCAUUGUGAAGCAGAGUGCGAGCAUCCAAGUACGUCUCAAUUUGAUGUUCAGAAUCUUGAAAGCCAGAGCACAAAAUGAUUCUGUUGUGGUAGCUCAACUUACUCAGUUGCUACGGUUGUUUUCAUUUCCUUCAGCUCAACUUACUCAGUUACUUGUUUGAAUAAUGCAAGUAUCAUUGUGUUGUCAGGUUAUUAGGUUUAGUUCUUAUACGAUUAGGAUUGAGAGAGAGAAAAAAAAAAACAAAAAACAAAAAACUUAUCCAAAAAGAAGAAUAAGAGCACAAUAGAAGAAGAGGAAGAAACAUACUCUCAUUGUAAAUUAAUAUCACAUUAUUCUAUACACACGCUUUGUUUUAUUGAA